GAAAUUACAAUUGAACCCAGACAAGUGAAGGCGUGACCCUAGCCAUCUUUGAGAAUUGUUCAGUUCUUGAAGGAAAGCAGAGCAGAGAAGAGAAGAGAGUUUCAAGAAUGGGGAGCGAAGAGGAGAAGGGUGAAUUCUACUUGCGAUACUACGUGGGCCACAAGGGCAAGUUCGGGCACGAGUUUCUGGAGUUCGAGUUCAGACCCGAUGGCAAGCUCCGCUACGCGAACAACUCCAACUACAAAAACGACACCAUCAUCCGCAAGGAGGUUUACCUCAACCCUGCCGUUUUGCGUGAGUGCCGCCGUAUCAUCGCCGAGAGCGAAAUCAUGAAGGAAGACGACAACAACUGGCCCGAACCGGACCGAGUUGGACGGCAGGAGCUGGAGAUUGUGAUGGGGAACGAGCACAUUUCCUUCACCACUUCCAAGAUUGGAUCUCUCGUCGAUGUUCAGAGCAGUGCAGAUCCCGACGGGCUACGCAUAUUUUACUAUCUUGUUCAGGAUUUGAAGUGCUUUGUCUUCUCUCUCAUUUCACUUCACUUCAAGAUCAAGCCUAUAUAAUGUGUUUGCAAUAUUAUGCAUUCAUCCUCUGAGAAAUGUGUACUUGUUUAACAACCAUCACUUUUUUUUUUCUAAUGGAGUUUGACAUCUGAUAGUGACUUCAUAAUCAUGAAUAUGAUUUGGUUCUGUAUUGGUGGUUACAUGAAUUGCAACUUUUAGAUUUGAGGGUAUAGCCCUUGUACCAAAGUGUUGAUUGGAUUGGUUUUUGUGCAUGGGUUAGUUAUUCUUUCUUUCUUUUGCCUUCACAAUUGAAUAAUGCGAAAUGUUACAUUUGGAA
Molecule: messenger RNA, 840 nt
Organism: Glycine soja
Lineage: Eukaryota; Viridiplantae; Streptophyta; Magnoliopsida; Fabales; Fabaceae
Product: protein mago nashi homolog 2-like
Exons: 2
Coding region: 108-563 (151 amino acids)
Biological process (GO): RNA splicing
Cellular component (GO): exon-exon junction complex; nucleus
Source: RefSeq, a predicted model, not a curated record